Molecule: messenger RNA, 680 nt
Organism: Orbicella faveolata
Lineage: Eukaryota; Metazoa; Cnidaria; Anthozoa; Scleractinia; Merulinidae
Cellular component (GO): membrane
Source: RefSeq, a predicted model, not a curated record
CCGAAACUAACCAGCGACGCCAAUAGUAAACAGCAUCAAACGAGCGUCGAGUUAUUGUAGCCAAACUAAACACCAGUAAAGUUUUGGAAAAAAUGAAUAAGACAUCGUUCCUCUGUUUCGUUCUAUUGCUGGGAAGCAUGUCUCCAGUACAAGUCAAAGGGUGGAGCUGGACAGAUGUGGCCUUGGCAGGAGUAGCGGGAGCUGCUGCAGUAGUGGCCGCACCUGCUGUUCUCACGGCAGCAGGGUUCACUUCCGCAGGAGUUGCCGCGGGAUCUCUUGCAGCAGCGACUCAGUCAGCCGUUUACGGAGGAUAUGUGGCUUCUGGAAGUGCAUUUGCAUUAGCUCAGAGUGCAGGUGCCGCUGGGAUUGGCGCAAAAGGAGCAGCAGCUAUUUUCACAACCGUGGGAGGAACUACUCUGUACUCUAAGGAAGACUAGCCUGGCAUUUAAACAACAGUUCUGAUGCUCGAUUUGAUGGUAGAACAGAGCCAUAGACUAUUGCUGUUUUCUUCUAAACUGGUUUGUCUCUGUAUUGUACGGAUGCCGAUAAGCGCUUUUGUUGUUUUUUUCGCCAGUUGAAAUUGUAUUCAUUUUGGUACAUUUUGUCCAGUAUUCGUUUGAUUGUUUAAGUAAUAGCUGAGUAGUUGAUAUUAAAUUAAGAGAACACUUCUUGGUUUAUGA